This is a messenger RNA of Xenopus tropicalis (tropical clawed frog), 9554 nucleotides long. RefSeq names its product SH3 and multiple ankyrin repeat domains 2 (gene shank2). NCBI's taxonomy places the organism in Eukaryota, Metazoa, Chordata, Amphibia, Anura, Pipidae. Gene Ontology annotation, cellular component: dendritic spine; postsynaptic density; cytoplasm. The coding region runs from base 692 to 6220 and encodes 1842 amino acids. The transcript has 26 exons. The record is from RefSeq and is a predicted model, not a curated record.
GGGCAGAACAUACCGGCAGUACCUUUCAUACCCUCUGGGCUCUGCAUUUCUGCUUACCCUGUGAUUCAGGACUGGGCUAAACAGGGUUAAACGGUGUUUUACUUUCCCUCUCCACCCCCUGCCCAGCGAUCUCCAUAUAAGCUACAUGCGUGGGUUUCAUUGACUGGCAAGCGGGAGAGGGCAGUGCCACAGCCGUGCCAGUGAGCGGAGCCAUGGGGAGGAGAGCAGCCAGGUGAAUAGAAAGAAGAUCUGCGCUCCCCCAGCGCUGCCUCCUCCUCCUCCUCUUCCUCCCUCCCUUUCGCCUCCGACUCAGGUCUCCCUGCGCUUUCCUCUCGGCACAAACUGUUUCCUUGGGAGCAGCCACUUUGGCACCUCCGUCCGAUCCAUUCACAACUGGGGGGAUCCCCGACCCCUCGUUACCAGGACACCCACCAACUGGGGAACCCCAAUCUUGGAGUUGCGGACACAGGACUCACUUUCUGCUCCCCAGGACUCCUUCCUUUUGGACUUUUCUCCUGCUCCGAUGAGAGGCUUCUCCCCCUGCAAAGAACCAGGACCAUCUGCUCAUCUUCUCUCAUCAAAUGAUUUCUAAUGAGGAAAUGCUUGUUUGGUUUGAUUGACUUCUUGGCUUCUCGCUGACGGUUCUGUCGUACAGUAUGUGCUCGCGGCCAGCUGCAGUGCUUUAUGGUGAAUGACGCUGAACAUGCCCCGCAGUCCCACUUCCAGUGAAGAUGAGAUGGCGCAGAGCUUUUCAGACUACUCAAUGGAAUCAGAAUCCGACAGCUCUAAAGAAGAGACCAUCUAUGACACCAUCAGAGCCACCACGGAGCGACCGACCAGUCGGCUGGAAGACAUCCAGACCAACACGAUGGUCAUCAGGAUUGUCAUCCCAGAUCUUCAGCAAACCAAAUGCAUUCGCUUCAACCCUCACGCCACGGUCUGGGUGGCCAAGCAGCGCAUCCUGUGCACCCUCAACCAGAGUCUGAAGGAUGUUCUCAACUACGGACUGUACCAACCCUUCAGUAAUGGGAGGGAGGGCAAAUUCUUGGAUGAGGAGCGGCUUCUCAGGGAAUACCCCCAGCCCAUGAGUAGAGGGGUUCCCUCCCUGGAGUUUCGUUACAAGAAGAGGUUGUACAAACAGCCCAGCCUCGAUGAGAAGCAGAUUGCCAAGCUACAUACCAAGGGUAAUCUGAGGAAAUUCAUGGACUAUGUACAUCACUGCUCUGUGGAGAAAAUCUGCAAGAUGUUGGACCGAGGGCUGGACCCAAACUACCAUGAUCCAGAUAAUGGAGAAAACCCUCUAACGUUGUCUGCACAGAUGGAUAAUGCGGUUGAAAUGAUCAAGGCUCUGCGCAAUGGGGGGGCCCAUUUGGACUUCAGAGCAAAAGACGGAAUGACGGCUCUGCAUAAAGCAGCGAGAGCAAAGAAUCAGUCCACUCUUAUGACCCUGCUGGAGUUGGGGGCUUCUCCUGAUUACAAGGAUAGUCGGGGUCUGACCCCGCUGUACCACACGGCUAUGGUCGGAGGGGACCCUUACUGCUGCGAGCUGCUGCUUCACGAACACGCGGCGGUGGGGUGCAAGGAUGAGAACGGCUGGCAGGAGAUUCACCAGGCUUGCCGAUACGGACACUUCCAGCAUCUGGAACACCUGCUGUUUUACGGCGCUACUAUGGGAGCGCAGAAUGCGUCCGGAAACACCGCUCUUCAUAUCUGCGCCCUGUAUAAUCAGGACAGCUGCGCCCGGGUCUUACUGUUCCGAGGGGCAAACAAGGAGAUAAAGAACUACAACAGCCAAUCACCAUUCCAGGUUGCUAUUAUUGCUGGAAACUUUGAACUUGCAGAAUUUAUUAAAAACCACAAGGAAUCUGAUAUUGUGCCAUUCAGGGAAGCGCCCAGCUACUCUCAUCGGAGAAGGGGGCCCCAAAGCACUUUAGCAGCACCCAGAGUCUUACUUCGUUCCAACAGUGACAACAACCUCAACGUCAACAACCUCCCGGAGUGGUCGGCCUCCUCGGCCUCUUUACACCGCAGCCUUUCACCACAGCUACUGCAACAGAUGCAGAAUAAUCCUAAUGGUACAGUGAAAACGAUUGGGAGCUAUGCCCAGGUACCUCGGAGCCGCUCGCCAUCGCUAAACCGCUUGGGGGAGGAUGCGAAGAGGCAGCAGCACAGGCACAUCAGUCCUGGUGCUAACAAGGAGUCCGCGCCUGCCUUGGAUUUUCAGGGUCCCAAACGCAAGCUGUACAGCGCUUUGCCCGGAAGGCAUUUCAUCGUGGUGAAAUCCUAUCAGCCCCAAGGUGAAGGAGAAAUCCCCCUCCAUAAGGGAGACAGAAUACGAGUUCUGAGCAUUGGCGAAGGAGGAUUCUGGGAAGGAAACGCCCGGGGACAUGUGGGAUGGUUUCCUGCAGAAUGUGUGGAAGAGAUUCAGCCCAAGCCCAGUGAUGGACGCCCAGAGACCCGCACAGACAGAACCAAAAAGCUCUUUCGACACUACACUGUUGGAUCUUAUGACAGCUUUGAUGCAUCCAGUGACUGCAUCAUCGAGGAGAAGACCGUGGUGCUCCAGAAAAAGGACAAUGAAGGUUUUGGAUUUGUGCUCCGAGGGGCAAAGGCUGAUACACCUAUUGAGGAGUUCAACCCAACACCAGCCUUUCCGGCCCUGCAGUACCUGGAGUCAGUGGAUGAGGAUGGGGUGGCUUGGCAAGCCGGCCUACGCACUGGGGACUUCCUGAUUGAGGUCAACAACGAGAAUGUGGUGAAAGUUGGCCAUCGGCAGGUAGUGAACAUGAUCCGGCAAGGGGGCAACCACCUCGUCCUCAAGGUUGUGACGGUGACCAGGAAUCUGGAUCCGGAUGAUACGGCGAGGAAGAAAGCCCCACCACCGCCAAAGCGGGCCCCGACUACCGCGCUCUCGUUGAGAUCUAAAUCAAUGACCUCAGAGCUUGAAGAACUUGCAGUGGAUAUAGCCUCUGUACGGAGAAGGAAGGACAAAGCAGAGGAUUCCGGUCCCAUUCCAAAGCCCCUAAGACCACUGGACAACGCAGCAGUAGACUCCAGAAUUGCCACAGUAAAACAGCGCCCAACUAGUAGAUGCUUCCCCGCUGCUACAGACACAAAUUCAAUGUAUGAUAGGCAGGGUAUCGCUGUAAUCCCGCCCACUGCUCCGGGAAGCCAUCAAGGUCCAUUUCUGGGUAUACCCCGUGGCACAAUGAGAAGGCAAAAAUCCAUAGACAGCAGAAUUCCUUUGUCAGGCAUCACCGAGGAGGAACGGCAGUUUUUAGCGCCCCCUAUGUUGAAGUUUACUAGAAGUUUAUCCAUGCCAGAUGCCUCUGAGGAUAUCCCGCCUCCACCAGCAACCUUACCACCAUCACCGCCACCUCCUUCACCAUCUUCUUUCAACUCCCCUAAAUCUCCAGCUCCCAGGGGGUACGGAACCAUUAAGCCGGCCUUCACCCAGAAUUCAGGAACAAAGUCUCCGUCGCCAGCCGUACGGUCGGACAACGUCGGGACAAUCGCCAGAGACAAAAGUAUGUUCUACAGGCACGAGGCCAACAGGUUCUCCUUGGACUCUGAGGAGCUGUACAACGCCAGCAUGGCCAACCAGCAGAACUUUAUCAACAAAAGAAGCAAAAUGCCCGAAAACCCUUACUCCGAAGUAGGAAAAUUAGGAAAUAAAGCGGUGUAUGUUCCAGCCAAACCUGCCCGGCGGAAGGGAAUGCUGGUGAAACAGUCCAACGUGGAGGACAGCCCUGAAAAGACCUGUUCCAUUCCCAUCCCAACAAUCAUCAUUAAAGAGCCUUCAACCAGUAGCAGCGGCAAGAGCAGCCAGGGCAGCAGCAUGGAGACGGACCUCCAGAUCUCAGAGCAAGUGGGGCAGUUGCGGCCUGAUGAUAGUCUUAAUGCAAGUAGUCCGUUUGCAGCUGCCAUUGCUGGAGCAGUGAGAGACCGGGAAAAGAGACUAGAGGCCAGGCGCAAUUCUCCAGCCUUCCUGUCAACGGACUUGGGGGAUGAGUGUGUGGGCCCCAAACCAAGCCCGAGGUUGCAGCAUUCAAAGUCUAUCGAUGAUGGAAUGUUUUUCAACGAUGAGCACACAAAGCAUCUCAUGGCCCCCAGCUCUUUGGUUCUCCCCAGAGGAUCUUCCAAUGCCUUCACCAACAACGACUCCAGCCAUCAGGGGGAUGUGAGCAAUGCACGGAUGUCUAAGAUCAAAGGGCCUGAGAACAAUGCAGCUCCAGCAAAAAGUACCAACUCCUCUGGUAAUUACAUGCAUCCAGUUACAGGCAAGCUGCUCGAUCCCAACUCACCUCUGGCCCUGGCCUUGGCAGCUAGAGACAGAGCUCUGAAGGAUCAAAACCAGCCCAGCCCUAGCCCUACAGAUCCAGAAAAAGCAGAUCUGAACAAGCCACUUUAUAUAGAUACCAAGUUGCGCUCUGGCUUGGAGAGCUCCUUUUCCGUUGCAACAAUCAAUGCAAAUAGACCGAACCAGAGAGGGAAGUUGAAGAGACAGGAGACGGAGAGUAAGCACGACCUGGACUCAUCCAAGGAGGAGAAACGGCAGGAAGAGAAAAAGAACAUGCUGAUCAACAUCAUGGACACCUCUCAGCAGAAGACAGCUGGCCUGCUCAUGGUACAUACAGUAGACACCACCAAAGCAGAUGAUGCACUGGCUGAAAGUGAAGAAGCGGAGAAGGGCACGCCACCUGAGAACUCUAAUGCUCCAGUAUCAGAACCCAGGGAAGAGUUAGAGAAUUCCUUACCCAAGGCCAACGUGUUAGGAACCCCCGCAGCUCCCCUCAACAAAGCCAUCGUAUCCGUGUGCUCUGUGGAAGAGCCGGUUAUCUUACCCUUCCGUAUCCCUCCUCCUCCUUUUGCCUCAAUGGAUGUGGACGAGGACUUUAUUUUUACCGAACCACUGCCUCCGCCGCUGGAGUUUGCCAACAGUUUCGAAAUCCCUGAAGAUGCUUCGCAAAUGCCACCCGCUACUCUGGCUGAUUUGUUGAUUCAGAGGAAGAACGGAGCUUUUCUUCCACCUUCAUUUAAUCCCAAUGUUGCCUCGAAUUCUAUAGAUAGCAAAAGGCCAGCGGUCCUGACUAACUGCCUGCCCACCUCUUUCAUGCAGCACCCCGAAAGCUUCGAUAACGUGACUGACUCUGGGAUCGAAGAGGCGGACAGCCGAAGUGGCAGCGACCAUCACUUAGAGACGACGAGCACUAUUUCCACUGUUUCCAGUAUAUCGACCUUGUCUUCGGAGGGGGGAGAGAACCUGGACACAUGUACAGUCUAUGCAGAUGGGCAAGCGUUUCUAGUGGACAAACCCCCUGUACCUCCAAAGCCAAAAGUGAAGCCCAUAAUCAACAAAAGCAAUGCACUUUAUAAGGAUGCUGUUCUAGAAGAGAACCUAGAUAAUUUUCCAGUCCCCCCUCCUGCUCCACCUCCUCUACCUUUAAGUAUUCAGCCCAGCAUGACCAAAGCUGGACAGCAAAGGACCUCCAAGUUAUGGGGCGACAACACGGAAGUCAAAAGCCCAGUCAUGCCAAGCCCCAAAGCCAAUGUUAUUAGUGAACUGAAUUCCAUUUUGCAACAGAUGAACAGAGAGAAAGCUACAAAGCCAGGGGAAGGGUUGGAUUCACCCACUGGCAUGAAAACUGCAAAUCUCAGCACAAGGGGCACAGAUGCCUUGAGUACAGUCUCAGGUAACAGAAGUACCACGGUCACUUUCACCAUCCGCCCUGGAGCCAACCAGCCAAUCUCGUUACAGAACAGGACACCCGAGUUUGAGGGCCGGGUUACAGGAAUGCGCCGCGCCCCCAGCCCUGUGGUAUCACCAGCCGAGAUCACGAGAGAUAUAAAGCCCGGCCCCCUGUCGGCUCCACCGGCCUCCAUGUCCGACGUCUUUAUCUUACCCAGUCAGCCCCCCUCAGGGGACAUGUUUGGGAUGAGCAUGGGGAGAAGUAGAUCCCCUUCCCCUUCCAUUUUACAGCAGCCAAUCUCAAAUAAGCCUUUUUCUGCAAAGCCGGUCCACAUGUGGACUAAACAGGACGUGGCAGACUGGCUGGAAAGCCUCCAUCUAGGAGAACACAAAGAGAUGUUUAUGGAUAAUGAAAUAGAUGGAACCCACUUACCGAACCUUCAAAAGGAAGAUCUAAUAGACCUCGGAGUCACCAGAGUCGGCCACCGGAUGAACAUAGAGCGAGCUUUAAAGCAGCUUUUGGACAGAUAAAAGUACCUAGCGUUGCCUCGACGACUUUUUCUCCCCCCCUUUUCCACGACCCUUGUCUUUCCGACGGGCGAAUUUCUAAAUGGGGGUCCCUGAAAACAAAUUGAAUUAUCUUUCGUUACCGCAAGUUUAAAUAGCUGUACAGAUAAUUUAUAAAGCACAAUAUUUUACGGAGAUCAAGUGGCUGGUCUACUGGGCUGCCAUGGUGCCACUUUGGUUCUAGAAAGAAAAAAAAAAAAACGAAAAAAAACUUUUGUGAUUUAAUAAUACUAUUUCUGUGGAAUAAUUAUUAUAAAAAAAAAACGAAAAAAAAAAAAAAACAAAAGAUCGACCUUUUUAAAUCGGCCUCAUUUGGAUGCACCAGAACCAGCUGAGCUGCGUUUCAUUUUUUGUAUCUUUGCUAGAACUUCUUCAUAGAAGGAUAAAUAUUUCAACGAUGGGUAUAAAUCGUGCAGCAUUUAGUAAAUAUAUAGAAAUAUAAAUAUAUAUAUAUAUAGAGAGAGAUAUUUAAAAAAAAAAAGAAAAAAAAGCAAUUUUAUGUAAAAGCCCCAAUGGAAACAAGUCAUUUACUCCUCUUCGGUAUCAGAGGAACCUUCGAGAUUUGGCUCCGUAAGAACUCGGACGGGUUAGAAGUUUUAUGUCUGUUCCUUUGCAGGUCUCUAUAUGAAAUAUAAUUAAACCAGUGUCUUUAUUAGUCCCAGGGCCGGUUUUAGGGUACAGCAUAACAUUUUGAUAUAUCCGGGAUAUAUUAGGGGGGAGUUUCAGAGUUAACAUUGGAGGACUUUAGGUUAGAACCUCCACAGAUGGUCAUGGUCAUCCUGAAGUCCUCCAACUGCAGCUCUCCGAAUCAGAACAACACUUGGAUUUGGUGUUCAGCCAUGGUGCAAGGACUGCAGAUUGGGCUGUGGGAUCUCAGUUGGAGGACUUCAGGAUGAACAUGACCAUGUGUGGAGGUUCUAACCUAAAGUCAUCCAACUGAGAUCCAACAGCCCAAUCUGCAGUCCUUGCACCAUGGCUGAACACCAAAUCCAAUAACUCUUGGAAUUUGAGUUAACCACAGUUUAAAGACUGCAUGUUGGACAUUUUGCUUCCUUAGAUGGUCGUGCAGAAUGACUGAACUUGUCCAACCUGAAGUCCUCUGAUAUCCAUCUAACUUGAAGUCCUCCAGCUGCUUCUUUCAGAAUCUAGCCGCCAUUUGGAAUUAGAAUUCAACUGCAGGUUGGGCAUUUUACCAUCUCAGAUGGUCAUGCAAACAGGCUAAUGCAGUGAUCCCCAACCAGUGGCUCAGGGGCAACAUGUUGCUCCCCAACCCCUUGGAUGUUGCUCUCAGUGCCCCAAAACCAGGUAGUUAUUUUUGAAUUCCUGACUUGGGGGCAAGUUUUGGUUGAAUAAAAACAAGAUUUCCUACCAAAUAAAGCCCCUGUAAGCUGAUAGGGUGCAUAGAGGCUGCCUAAUAGCCAAUCACAGCCCUUAUUUGGCACCUCCAUGAACUUUUAUGGUGCUUGUGUUGCUCUCCAAGUCUUUUUACAUUUGACUGUGGCUCACGAGUAAGAACGUUUAGGGACCCCAGGGCUCUCAGUUGGGACCCUUAAGGUUGGAAAUGUUCCCAAUCUGAAGUCCUCCAACUGCAAGUUGGAAUUGGGCGUUCAAGCACGGCUUAUGAACUGUAGGUGGAUCAGUCAGGGGGUCGUGCAGAUAGGCAGUUGGAGGACUUCAGGUUGGAUAUCUGUUCACAUUAAAGUCUCCAUCCACAACUCUUUUCAGUUGAAGUUGAAGUUCCAUCAACAGUCAAAGGGUUACAGGUUGGCCGUGGCCCCUCUCUUGUCUAUUUCCGUCCCUGAUAAAUACCAUAAAUCAUUUUUUCCACGAUCAGCUGGGUAAAGACUGUACAUGUAAACAAAAUUCUCCAUUCUUAUUUCUGUUCUACAGCCAUUCUCCUGUAGUGGAACCUUCCGCUCUGUUACAAAGCGAACAGAUGGGUUUUUGCAGCCAUCAUUGUCUUCCACUUGGUGAUUCCGGAAUUAAAUAUUGAAACCACAAAGGCCAUGCAACUUUUUUUUUUAUUGUUAGAUGCAUAUGGUAUUACCUCUAUACAAUGUGCCAGAAACCCGAGUCUGGGGGUGGGGGGCUCUGCUCGUAGGAAAUCCUCAGGCUCCGCUGUGUCGACCCAUGCUCUGAAGGCCUCGUUUCCAAGAGGAAAUGCGCAUUUUCCUUGUAUAUGUUCAGGCACUUAACGCAAAUAUGUAUUUAGUAGAAACAAGAGAAACAUUUUAAAGAGCUAAUAAAAUAGUAUAUUUUUACAUGGUGUCUUAUGAAAGGUUGUAUGGGGCGUAGGCUAUGAAUCGUUAACGUUUGCUAAUUACAAUGAUUUGCCAUAAUUACUUUGCGUAUGAACCAUUUGGGGGUGGGAUCAUCCUCCAGUCCUUCCACUGAUCCCAAAUGGGGACGUGGAAUUAGGAGUCGGCCUUGGAGCUCAUUGGGUGGAGUUCAUUGGGUGGAGCUCAUGGGGUGGAGCUCAAUGGGUGGAGUUCAUUGGGUGGAGCUCAUGGAGUGGAGCUCAAUGGAUGGAGCUCAUUGGGUGGAGCUCAUGGAGUGGAGCUCAUUGGGUGGAGCUCAAUGGGUGGAGCUCUGCUGUGGCGACUCAACCUAUCACAGUGCUCGAUACGACACGUAGGGAUAUAGGUUUAGAAUUUUUUGUUACAUAGUGUAAUUUAACACAUUUUUUUCCCUUACCUCUCUAGUUUAUGUCAUUUUUGUGCAUACGACACCGACAUUUUUACAAAAAUUUCAAAAAAAAAAUUGUAAAUUGUGUAAAAUCUGCACAGCAGCCAGUGACGGAGAAUUUCUUUUUUUUUUUUGUUUUUUUUAAUUCAUUCUCUUAUACAGAUGACUAGGUGUGACUGUUGAUUUAAUACUUUAGGGGGCGGGGUUAUAGUGAUUGAAAAUGUCAACCCUUUCGGAAUAAAUCAAUUUCAUCAGAGCCAGAAAUCCAAAAAGAAUUCCCCCCCCCCCCCCCACUGAGACAAAAACAAGAAAUAUUUAUUUUUCGAGUCCGUUCCUCGCUCAGUUUCGUAUUACCGGCCUGUGUUCACGUUGUUAAUGUUUGCUGUAAUUUUGUGCUUUAAUUACCAUAAUGAACGAACAAAUUUAAAAAAAAAAACAAAAAAAACCAAGCUACUGUAAUUGCACUUUUUUUCUCCAAAUCCUCGAUACUAUUGUAUGGCAACCAAAUUACUGUAAAAAAAAAGAAAAUAAAUAUCCUAUUGCACUAAGGGUGUGGCUCUGAUUACAGGCAAAUGUUCUGUUUGGACUCAAUAAAAUGACAAACGUUGCCAAA